Physella acuta is the source of this 2598-nucleotide messenger RNA. RefSeq names its product calcium homeostasis endoplasmic reticulum protein. The record is from RefSeq and is a predicted model, not a curated record. NCBI's taxonomy places the organism in Eukaryota, Metazoa, Mollusca, Gastropoda, Physidae. Gene Ontology annotation, molecular function: RNA binding. Gene Ontology annotation, biological process: RNA processing; intracellular calcium ion homeostasis. Gene Ontology annotation, cellular component: perinuclear region of cytoplasm.
CAAGAACAGACAACUUGGAAAAAUCAGUGUUCAUUGUAUUUUUCAUUUUUUUCUUCAAUGUUUUUCCCCUUUUACAUUUUUACUGAUAGAUGCAGCUAAAUUAGAAACAUGAGUUUACCAGAGAAUCUAGAACCUGAGAUGAAAAAUAUAAUUGAUAAGCUGGCCAACUUUGUGGCCAGGAAUGGCCCACAGUUUGAGGAAAUGACCAAGCAGAAGCAAAAAGACAACCCAAAAUUUUCCUUCCUAUUUGGUGGAGAGUUCUACACGUAUUAUAAGUUUAAAGUAGCAUCCGAAAUAGCACAGAUGAACCAGAGACAGCAUUUAGAACAACAACAGCAACAACAACAGCAGCAGCAGCAACAGCAACUUCCUCCACAGCAACAAAUGUUAAAUCCUCCAUUAGUACAGCCACAGUUACCAGGCAGGCAAUGGCCACCUAAUAACCAGGAGCAAAUUGCACAGGUGCAGGUCCAGAUCUCCCAGCUCCAGGCCCACAUCCAGGACCAGGUGACACAGAGUGAGAACAACCUGGCCGCCCAGUACCAGGUGCUCAUGCAGCAGCAGCAGAAUCAAAUUCAAGAGACUAUAGUGAAGAACCUGGAGGAUAAGCUGAGCAGCCUGAUGACAGAGUGUGAGAUCACCAUGCUGGAGUGCAACGAAGUCGUCCAGCCAAUCAUUGAGUCAUGCACCAAGGACGCUAUUCUGGCGGGUAAAAACUGGAUCAUGCAGAGAACAAACUCUGAGAGAUUCUGUGAUGCCAUUGCUCAGUAUUUUUUGAAAAGAAUAACAGCCAAAGAAGCUCCAUUCCAACUACGUCUACACCUCAUUUACCUGAUCAACGAUGUCAUGCACCACUGUGUAAGGAGAAAUGUUGAGAAUCUCCGCAAGGCUCUAGAAACCGUUGUGGUUCCUGUGUUUUGUACAUCAUGUCUCAGCGCAGAUGAAGAUAAGAUACAGAAAUUAAAUAAACUGUUAGAUUUGUGGGAAAAGAACAAAUACUUUGGCCCUGAAACACUUGAGAAAAUGAAGGACCCGAGCCAAGCAUUGUCAGGUUAUCAGGCCAACCUGAUCACAGAGAACGCCCAGGCAGUGACGGCCAUCACCCAGGCCAUACAGCAGCAGUACAACUCCCUAGAGAAGCAGCACCAGGAUUUUGUCUCCCACCUCAACAUCCAGCUGGCUACAGCCCAGCAGCAGCUGCAGGUGCUCCUGGCACAGGCCAACAGUGGGCCACCUCCCACUGAGGCACCUCUGCCCACACUGCCAGGACCUCCCAUACCAGGCCAGAUCCCAGGUCUCCUCAGCUUCCCUCCCCCCAACAACCUGCCAGUCACAAGUGUUGAUCCAAUGCAAGGGUACAAUCAAAAUGGAGGCUCAUCAAAUCUUGGUGGAGGGAUGUACAACAGUUUACAUCACCAACAGCCACAGCAGUUUGAGUACAACCAUGGCUCCAACAUGGCACUUCUACCACCAGAUCUACAGGGUCCACCUGGUGGGGGCCUCAUGCCAUUGCCUGAUUUCAGCAAACCUCCGCCUGGCUUCCCACCACUUGGCCCUCCCCACCCAGGAAUAGCACCACUGAUUCCACCCUCAGACCUAGACCUGACCCCGUCAGUGCCGUACUACGAGUUACCUGCUGGUUUGAUUGCACCUCUAGUGAGGCUUGAAGAGUUUGAGUACAAGCCACUGGACCCUGAACAUAUACGCUUACCUCCCCCUAUGCCACCUAGUGAGAGAUUGUUAGCAGCUGUUGAAGCUUUCUAUCAGCUUCCUUCUAGAGAGAGACCAAGGGAUGGGGACGGAUGGGAAAAGCUGGGACUCUAUGAGUUCUUUAGAGCCAAACAGCGAGCCCGGAGGAUGAAAGAGGAAGGCAGAGAUUCAAGGUCUCGCUCCAUUUCACCAAAUGACCCCAACUUCAGUCCACCUAGACGUAGGUUUAACAGUGAAGAGAAAAGAUCUCUUUCAAGAUCCCCAUCUCGAUCACGCUCAAGUUCCAGGUCAAGAUCCCCCAGUCCAAGAAGGCGCCAGCAAAGGUCGAGGUCCAGGUCUCCAGUGCCGUACAUGCGUUCCAACAACUCACACUCUCCCUCUCCAUUAAUUCAGCCACGCAGACGAUCCCUGUCACAUGGUAGAAGCCCCACCCCUCCAGGAUUUAUGCCAAAUUUUUCCCAGCCUCCUCUACUAGAGUCAAGAAUUGGAGAAGAAAAUAAAGGCCAUCAGCUAUUGAGGAAAAUGGGUUGGGGUGGUCGAGGACUAGGUGCAGGAGAACAGGGAAUAGUGGACCCAGUGGAGGCCGCGGAGGUGAGGGACAGAACUGACAUGCAUAAAGGGAUCGGCAUUGACCUGAGAGACCCUUUUGAGCAGUUCAGGAAAAACAAGAGCCAAGGUUUUAUACAGAGGAUGAAGACGAGAGAUGAGGAGAAACCCAAAAAGAGAUCAAGAUUCAAUGAUUAGUGACUACAUACAGACAGUUGGGGGUGGCUGUUUGUAGUGGAUAAUGAAACUGAAGCUUCAUUUUCAUUCUUGACGUAUUAUUUUAACAUGUUUUAUUCACAUGGCCAUUUAUAGUUUCUGAUUAAAUGAAUGUCUUAUACCAGA